AUGGCUAAGAAUGUCCAGCCUUUGGACUGGCAGUUACGGCUACUCCAACUAGGAGAACAACCAACCGCCUUCUCAAAGGAAAUUUUACAAGCCGCCCAGCCGGCUAAAGUGAAAAAUGUGUUAAUAGGCGCCUACGAUGGCACUGCUAACCCAGAGGAUCACCUUAUGACCUUCACCAAUCUAAUGUACCUUCAAGGAUUGGACGAUGCCACAUGGGGUAGGUGUAUUCCUGCCACUCUGAAGGGAGUCACCCAGCAGUGGUUCGGCAAUCUGCCGGCCGACUGUGUCAACAACUUCAGAACAUUGGCUUAUUUGUUUGCAUCAAACUUUUCCAUGAACAUACCUUCCAGGAAGACGACUCUUGAUCUAGGAGCCGUCCAGCAGGGAGAAAAGGAGGGAUUACGCUCCUACAUAAAGAGAUUCAAUCUGAUGAGGAUACAAAUACCAAACUUGCCGGAUGAAGUAGCCUAUACCGACUUCUUCAAGGGAUUGAAGGACGGGUCGAACUUCAAGUUCGAUUUUGUUAGAAAAAGAGUAGCUACUCUCCAAGAGGCAAUGAUGGAGGCCGAGACCUACAUACAUGCAGUCGACCUUUGUCACAUGGGAAAGCAAGGAGAUCAGAAACGGUCCGAGAAAAAGGAGAGUCGCUCACAGAAGGCGGCCCCCAAGGAAGAUAAGAAGAGAAAAGAUGUUUGGAUGGUCGACUCCACUAGUCAGCCGUCCAGUAAGAAGAGAAAAGAGUUCACUCCAUACUCCCCUAAGUAUGAGUUCAACAAAGAUAAUCAUACUAUUUUCAAAGAACUUAAGGGCCGACUCUCACUUGAGAAGCCGACACCUAUGAAGGGUGAUCCUAGCAAGCGCAACAAAGGCAAGCACUGCCAUUUUCAUGAUGACGUUGGGCAUGAGACCAACGAAUGCAUUAGCCUUAAGCGUCUGCUGGAUCAGUUGGCUGAAAAGGGUGAUCUGGACUCUUAUGUCAAGAAACCUAAAGGAAAACAGCCCCCCAAACAAAAUCAGUAG
Messenger RNA from Chenopodium quinoa (quinoa), 1020 nucleotides. RefSeq lists its product as uncharacterized. The transcript has a single exon. Lineage: Eukaryota; Viridiplantae; Streptophyta; Magnoliopsida; Caryophyllales; Amaranthaceae. Bases 1 to 1020 code for a protein of 339 amino acids. The record is from RefSeq and is a predicted model, not a curated record.